UGACAAAUUAUAUUUAUUUUAAAUUAUUCCCCCCAAAUCUUGAAUUUAGCACUUUUACCCCGUUACUUUCUUAUAAAAAUUUCAGCUUUCCCGCCCACUGAAUUUUCCACCCAAAUAUCUCACUCUCUCUCACUCACACAGAGAGUAGAUGCAGCCAAGUCCUCUUUGUAUCAAUCUCUAGCGGUUUAGGGGUGGGGGUGCCCAUUGAGCCAAAAAUGCCUGAUUUUGGCCUUCUUUUGGAUCCUCCAUUACCAUCAGCACCAGAAGAAUCACUGUCUUCAUCUUUAGCUUUGAUUUCUUGCCCAAAUCUCGAAGUUUCCAGUGAAUCUGAUACCCAAAUGCAUGAACUAGUUGCUGACCGAAAUUCCCAGCUGGGGUUCCCGAUUCCGCAGAAAGAAGAGUUGAAACCGGUAAAUAAUGGUUGUGUUGAGUUGGAACAGAAAGAAGACGAGUUGGGAAUCAGUGUAUUGAUACCCAAAUCCAGUGAAUCUGAUACCCAAAUGAAGGAACUAGUUUCUGACCGAAAUUCUCAGUUGGGGAUCACUAUUUUGCUGAAAGAAGACGAGUUGAAUCCGGAAAACAAUGGGUGUGUUGAGUUGGAACAGAAAGAUGACUUGAAACUGGAAAAUAAUGGUUUUGGUGAGUUGGGAAUCAGUGUAUUGAUACCCAAAUUCAGUCAAUCCGAUACCCAAAUGCAGGAACUAGUUUCUGAUCGAAAUUCCCAGUUGGGUUUCCCUAUUUUGCUGAAAGAAGAGGUGAAGCCAGAUAACAAUGGGUGUGUUGAGUUGGAACUGAAAGAAGACGAGUUGAAACUGGAAAAAAAUGGUUAUGGUGAGUUGGGAAUCAGGGAUUUGAUACCCAAAUCCAGUCAAUCUGAUACCCAAAUGCAGGAACUAGUUUCUGAACGAAAUUCCCAGCUGGGGUUCCCUAUUUUGCAGAAAGAAGAGUUGAAACCGGAUAACAAUGGUUGUGUUGAGUUGAAACUGGAAGAUAGUGGUUGUGGUGAGUUGGGUAUCAGUGUUUUGAUAACCAAAUCCAGUGAAUCUGAUACCCAAAUGCAGGAACUAGUUUCUGACCGAAAUUACGAGUUGGGUUUCCCUAUUUUGCAGAAAGAAGAUGAGUUGAAACCGGAAAGCAAUGGUUGUGUUGAGUUGGAGCAGAAAGAAGACGAAUUGAAACUGGAAAAUAAUGGUUGUAGUGAGUUUGGAAUCAGGGAUUUGAUACCCAAAUCCAGUCAAUUUGAUACCCAAAUGCUGGAACUAGUUGCUGACCGAAAUUCCCAGCUGGAGUUCCCUAUUUUGCAGAAAGAAGAUGAGUUGAAACCGGAAAGCAACGGUUUUGGUGAGUUGGAGCAGAAAGAAGAUGAAUUGAAACUGGAAAAUAAUGGGUGUGGUGAGUUGGGAAUACAGGGUUUGAGGCCAAGUGGUGGUGGGUCGGUGGCGAAAAAGAGUUUGGAUGAGUUUGUUAUAGAUUGGGUUGAGAGGAGGGUCAAUGCUGGUAUGGAUAAACGCAAAUGUGUAUUGCCAUUCCUUAUUCAUGCUCCGAAAUCGGUUGAGUGCUCUGUUUGUCAACGAUCAAUUUUUCCAGGUGAUGAGGUAGAAUGCUCUGUUCGAGAUUGUACGUUAGUUUUCCACUUAGAAUGUGCUAAAGAAAGACUUGGGUUAUCUUCUCCCAAAAUGUUUAAGUGCCCUCAACAUGUAUGUUAUGUUUGUAAUAAAAAGAUACAUCUCUGGCGGUGCAUCAGAUGUCCACUAGCAUCACAUGAUAAGUGUGCAGCAUUUCCGGAGCAUGUGGUUCAUUUAAAUGAUCAGCCAGGGCGAGUUAUUUGUUGGAAGCAUCCAUCCGAUUGGCAUUUGGAGAAGCAUGAAGUCCCAUCAAGUAAUUUGGAGGAGAUAUUCGCUAAUUUGCCUGUACCAUAUGUUGAUGAGGAGUUCAAGAUUGACAUAAAUUGGAAAGACAUGAUUGACAACAGAUCUGAACCACCUCCAUACGUGCAUAUCAAGAGAAAUGCUUACCUCAUUAAGAAAAAACGUGACGGCGAUAUUGCUGAUAUUGGGUGCACAAACUGCAAAUCCACAGAAUGCUUGGACAAUUGUGUUUGCAGGGUUCAAUGCAUAAGUUGUUCGAAGGCGUGCCAUUGCUCUGAUACGUGCUCAAACAGACCAUUUCGGAGAGAUAGAAGGAUAAAAGUUGUCAAGACUGAACUUUGUGGUUGGGGGGUAGUAGCACUUGAAUCCAUAAACAAAGGUGAUUUCAUAAUUGAAUACAUUGGCGAAGUUAUUGAUGAUGCCUUGUGUGAAAAAAGGCUAUGGGACAUGAAAUACAAGGGAGUCCAAAAUUUCUACAUGUGUGAACUACGGAAAGAUUUCACAAUUGAUGCAACUUUCAAGGGAAACUUGUCCCGUUUUCUCAACCAUAGCUGUGAUCCUAAUUGCAAGUUGGAAAAAUGGCAGGUUGAAGGUGAGACUCGAGUUGGUGUCUUUGCUGCUCGAUACAUUGAAGUAGAAGAACCUCUGACCUAUGACUACAGAUUUGUUCAGUUUGGAUCAGAAGUGAAGUGCCAUUGUGGAGCUUCGAAUUGUCAAGGAUAUCUUGGCAGCAAAAAGAAAAUCACAAGUAAACUGGACAUCUGCUGGGGAUCGAAACGCAAGAGAACAUCUACUUCUUGCCUCGCGAUCAUUAAAUCAAAUUCAUGUUAGCCUAUUUAUUCUUCAUUCGAUCAUUUUCCUAUAUCGCGUUUUCUACAAAAAUGAAAUAAACCAAUAGAAAGCCAUUGCAAAAAGGAGAGGAAAGAAAGGAACAGAAAGAUUGCUGUUAUAAGCAUUGUUACAUUGAUUUAUACUGUCAUAGUUUAUUUCACUUUCUUACAUUAUAAAGAUUAAGUUCUGUUCA
Molecule: messenger RNA, 2892 nt
Organism: Solanum dulcamara
Lineage: Eukaryota; Viridiplantae; Streptophyta; Magnoliopsida; Solanales; Solanaceae
Exons: 11
Coding region: 216-2699 (827 amino acids)
Biological process (GO): regulation of DNA-templated transcription
Cellular component (GO): chromatin; nucleus
Molecular function (GO): protein binding; histone H3K36 methyltransferase activity
Source: RefSeq, a predicted model, not a curated record